Molecule: messenger RNA, 465 nt
Organism: Trichophyton verrucosum HKI 0517
Lineage: Eukaryota; Fungi; Ascomycota; Eurotiomycetes; Onygenales; Arthrodermataceae
Product: ARP2/3 complex subunit Arc18, putative
Exons: 3
Coding region: 1-465 (154 amino acids)
Biological process (GO): Arp2/3 complex-mediated actin nucleation; regulation of actin filament polymerization
Cellular component (GO): cytoskeleton; Arp2/3 protein complex
Molecular function (GO): actin filament binding
Source: RefSeq, a predicted model, not a curated record
AUGCCGACAAGGAAUAUUUGCUUACUCGAAUUAAUAGGGAACUUCCCUAUUCUUCCCCUCCGCACCCGCACACGCGGACCAGCAUAUACACUACCUCUACUUCCCCCAGGAUCAUCCGACCUCGAUAUCGACCCUGACAGUGAAUCGUACGACUGUCUCGAUGAAGUCCUCUCGCUAUACCGUGCCAAUACAUUCUUCCGUAAUUUCGAAAUCAAAGGCCCCGCGGACCGCAUGAUGAUAUAUGGCAUAUUAUUUGUGAGCGAGUGUCUUGGUAAAGUUAAGCCGAACAUGUCUUCAAGGGAAGCAGAGAAGGCACUUAUCAACGCUUCCCUCGACCACUUUGCCAUACCUGGCGACGCCGCCUUUCCUCUUAACCAGGCGUUUGAGCCUCCAAAGGACCGCCAGGAUGCUGAGGCUUUAAGACAGUAUGUUGUGUUUCUGUCCGGUGCUGUCAAGUUUUGGUGA